Molecule: messenger RNA, 654 nt
Organism: Mesorhabditis belari
Lineage: Eukaryota; Metazoa; Nematoda; Chromadorea; Rhabditida; Rhabditidae
Source: the annotation of a GenBank genome assembly
AUGGUCUUCUCGUUUUUGUGCAAAGUGGGGUCGAUAAUCGUCGGCACGCUCUUUCCCUGCUUCAAUACCUACAAAGCGGCGAAACGGCGAGAUGGGCCAGUGCAGAAAUUCUACACCAAAUACUGGACAAUCUUUGCGUGUGUAUCUUCAAUUGAAGCGAUUGCUGACCUCUUCUACAUUACGUCUCUCGUCCCUGGAUACGAAGUGCCAACUCACAUGCAUCGGCAAGUAAUUCGAUCGCUGAGCGUUGAAGAAACUUUUGAACAGCCUCAAGCCGUCUAUUCGGCUCGGGUUGUCGAAGUAGAAGAAUUGGAUGACGAGGAUUGGGAGGAAUAUAUUCCAAAAGAAAAGCACGAAGAAACACGAAGAAGUUUUGUCAGCAGGAGGCCUCAGAAAGCGCCGGAAACGAAGACAACUCCACUUCGUCGAUCAAAGCGGCAUCAGGAAAAGCAUAGGGCAAGCAUUGCCAGCAAAGACUCUGGCGAUGAAGACGAGGCAAAUUCAUCGGAUCAGGUCUUCAACCUGGGAAGUGAUGAAUUAGCAACAGGCGAUGAAGGGGCUUCACGAGGAAAGAUCAAAUCAAAGAGAGGAGGACUGGGAAGGCGUGGAAGGGGCAGAAAUGCAACGAUGACCUAUCGGGGGAACGAUUCAACU